AGUGGUCUACAUGCAUUGUUAAUAUUUGUUUGAUCAAAAUCAACCCAGCAACCAAGUUUUACAAUCUACCUAAUGGUUCACUUCACCUAAUCAUUUGUUAAAACAGAGGAAGAGUUUUAGAUAAGAACUCUAUAAUGGAGAAGCUCAUUCAUGGUUAGUAACGUUGAAGGCCCCAAGUGAAAUUAAGUCAACCCAGUUGCUGAAAGAUUCAAUAUUUUAAUUUUCUGUUGCAGUCGCAGGCAGUCAACUCCAACUGUGUCCAUGUUUUGUGAUUGGUGGUUACAGAUCGUGGUUAUAGGAGAUUCCGAUUCGAUUAUACAUAACAUGGGUAGAACUCAGCAGCAGCCUCGAGUAAACCAGAAGUUCAAAUCUUUCUGUAGUCAGGAUGUAGCCAAGCUCCAACCAUGAGUCGAGAAAGAGAAGAAUCUGGGCAGGUAUCUGUUAGAUGUGGUGAAUUAACUGAAUUGCAGAAGCCUAUACUCAGGAUCCAGGAAAGAAGGGUUUCUCCGUUAAAAGCUCUUUCGAUGCAGGAAGUAUGCACAGUAUGAAAUUGUUCCUUCUUCCAAAUCAGCUCCCAGGUUCAUGCCGAUUCCUUCCCCUACUUGCCACACUGAAACGAUCUAUCUCUCUGACGAGCUUAAGUGGAAAUUGACUCUCGAACUUGAAGAAUGUAUCUGGGAAGAUUAAUCGAUGCAUACAAUUGCUGCAUAGAUGUGGAGAAAAAUGAAGUCCGUGACCCACAACUCCGGCGACAACUCCGGGAAUGGUGCGAAUAUUGGAUAGCAGCCACACUGGUUGAUAUUUUUGAGAAUUUUCUAGAUGGUUUGAUUUCAAGCAUACCAGUAAGACAGAAGAAAUUGGUCAUUCUCAUCUUUUUUUGUCAUCCCGCUUUCUGGAGAAGGCGGUACAUUCUACCACCUGGUAUGAAACAUCAUGGUCAACACCCCCCUAUGUUAGCUUGGGUUUUCACUGUUGUACGUUGGCUGAGUGAUGUUAGCCUUGCAAUGAGAAUGUUAGGUGUUUUCACCGGUCACUACACAAAGGUCGAAAGCAACAAAACUCAGAUGCUUGAUUGCAAAGUGCUCCUAAGAUAUGUCUACCCUACUUAUCAUUAUUGCACAAUUGUGGAGAAAAAUAAAGGCGAGAUUGAAGAACUCCGGCGUUGGUGUCAAUAUUGGAUAAUAGUUACAAUUCUUGGAAUUUUUGAGCACGAAUAUGAGAAAUUCAUUUCAUGGUUACCCAUGUAUGAUCUGCUAAAACUGCUCUUCUUCAUCAGUUUAAGCUGUCCUGGAGCCAUGGGAGCGACAACCAUCUAUGAAACCUUGGUGGCACCUUUUUCCAGAAUUAAGGGCAAGAACUUGGCAUAUGGCUGAGAUUUGUGUUAGUUUUGGGCCAAUUAAGAGUCCUAAUUUGGACAUCAUUUGCCCAUGGCACUUAAUGUAGAGUUGCAUUUUUGGGAAAUCAUUAGUGAAUGUAGUGCCAUAUUCUGAUAUGCAACUUUCUAUUCUUUUUUUUUUCUUUAAUUAUUUCUUAUCUUUCUAUUCAUUUUGCUGUAGCAUAUGAAAUAAUGCAAAUUAAUUGCAUAAUACAUGUUACAAAACCUA
Nelumbo nucifera (sacred lotus) is the source of this 1604-nucleotide messenger RNA. RefSeq lists its product as uncharacterized. The record is from RefSeq and is a predicted model, not a curated record. Lineage: Eukaryota; Viridiplantae; Streptophyta; Magnoliopsida; Proteales; Nelumbonaceae.